UCUGUGGUGAGAAGUGAAGCACGUGGAUUCUGGAAUUUGGUGUACAAAUAGUUCAUCUUAUUUAUUCAAAAUAAAUGUUUUAAUACUAUAUCACAGACCACUAAGAGCUACUACUAUUUCUGUAUGCGUAUUGCGUAAUUCAAUUUGAAGUAAAUAAGAAGGUCAACAUCUCAAACAAGGAAAAAUGAAAAAGUAUGAUGAAAAUAAAAGUAACCGAAGUAAAAAAUCAAAACACAGACUAUUUAAACCUCGUAAAAAAAGAAAUUCCGAAGAAGAUUCUGCCAUACAAUAUUUACAAGGACAGUAUGAACAAAUCGUUCCCGAAAACAUUGACACUUUUAAAGAUUUCCCACUUUCACAAAAGACGCUCAAAGGCCUUAAAGACAAUAAUUAUGUGAAGCCGACAGACAUACAGAGACAAGCUAUAGGAUAUGCCCUCAAAGGUAAUGAUAUUUUAGGUGCUGCUAAGACUGGCUCAGGAAAAACACUUGCGUUUUUGAUACCAAUAUUAGAACAAUUGUUUUGUAAGAAAUGGACUCGACUUGAUGGUGUCGGAGCUCUUGUUAUAUCACCUACAAGAGAACUAGCUUAUCAAAUAUAUGAAAUUUUAAGGAAAAUAGGUCAGUACCAUGACUUCUCAGCAGGCUUAAUUAUUGGGGGACAAAACCUAAAGUUUGAAAAGAAAAGAAUGGAUCAAAUAAAUAUUUUAAUCUGCACACCUGGAAGGCUGCUCCAACAUAUGGAUGAGAAUCCUCUAUUUGACUGUAGUAGUCUCCAGAUUCUUGUCUUAGAUGAAGCAGAUAGAUGUCUCGAUAUGGGUUUUGAAACAACAAUGAAUGCAAUUAUAGAAAAUUUACCUCCAAAAAGGCAAACUUUAUUGUUUUCAGCAACACAGACAAAGUCUGUGAAAGAUUUAGCUAGAUUGAGUUUGUCAUUCCCUACUUACAUUGCUCCACAUGAACAGACAGAAACAGUCACCCCGGAUUCACUUCAACAAAGUUACAUAGUAUGUAAGGUUGAUGAAAAAGUUGGUAUAUUGUGGUCAUUUAUUAAAAACCAUUUAAAACAAAAAGUUCUGGUGUUUAUGGCAACAUGCAAACAGGUUAAAUUCAUGUAUGAGCUUUGUUGUAAAUUAAGACCAGGAGUGAGUUUGCUUGCACUCUAUGGCACACUCCAUCAAGAAAAACGAGAGAGAAUAUAUCAGGAGUUCUGCAGGAAAUCAAAUGUAGUUUUAUUUGCUACUGACUUAGCUUCAAGAGGAUUGGACUUUCCUAAAAUCAACUGGGUAAUACAGUAUGACUGUCCAGAAAAUGUUGAAACUUAUAUACACAGGGCUGGUAGAACAGCAAGAGGAUUUCUUGGAAAAGGUGAUGGGCUUCUUAUGCUAUUGCCCAAUGAAGAGAUUUUUGUUGAUGAUCUUAGAAAAAGUAAAAUUCCCAUCAAUAAAAUAUCUGUGGAUCCAUCAAAGGUUAUAUCUCCACAACGGAAAAUUGAAGCUCUUCUCUCUGAUAACAUAGAGUUAAAGCAAACUGCUCAGAGAGCAUUUGUUAGCUAUUUGAAAUCAGUUUUUUUGAUGAAAAAUAAGGACUUAUUUAAUGUUCAGCUUUUAGACACUGAUGCAUACGCUAAGUCAUUGGGUUUGAUAAUUCCACCAAGAAUAAGAUUUUUACAAAAAUUACAAGUCAAAAACAUGUUUAUGAAUAAAUUAAAAGAAAAGGAUAAUGUUGUGGAGAAACUAAAUUCAAAGUUUAAUGCUAAAACUGAGUCUGAUGAAUUUAUAUCAGAGGAUGAACAAGUUAGUAAUAUUCCUAAGAUGAAAACAAAGAAAGAACAAAAAACUGAUGCUAACUUCAAUUUCCAUAAUUUUGAUGACAGUGAAGAAGAAGAUUUUCUGCAUGUUAAGGAAAAGAAUGUUCAAUUAGAACUCAUUCCAUUGGAGAUACCAAAAGAAAAUAAAAAGAAGGCAAAGCCAGUGACAAAAGCUGCCGUAGCUAAGAAAAUACUCAAAAAAAAGAUCAAAGUGAACACCACAACAAAAUUCACAGAUGAUGGUGAAAUAAUAGAAGAUGAAAAAAGAGAUGUAAAAUCAGAGUUAGCUAAACAAUUUCUUAGUGAAGAUGUUGGUGGUCUUGAUAUAGAAAGAGCUAAGGAAGUUUUACAGGAAGAAGACAAAUUUGACAAGUUAAGGUUUAGAGAGAAAGUAAAGGCAAAACAUAAAGAACAAAAGCGUAAAUUAAAACAUAAAAGGAUGGAAGAGGAAGGAGAAAAGGAUGAUUUUGGAAGUCAAUCAGAAUCUGAUGGUCCAGAUCUCUCUUGGCUACCUGAUCCCAAUAAAGUGUAUGAUACAGGAGAUCACUCUGAUCAACAUGAGAGUGACAGUGAAAUUAUAGAAAACAGGCAGAAAGUUAUUAAUACAGAUUCUGAAGAAAGAUAUCACAGGCCUACUAAGAGGAAAUUGGUGGUAAAUAGAGGAAUUUCACAAGAUUCUGUGAAACCUAGAAAAAUUAAAAAAGUUGAAGAUAUCUCAGCAGCCCUGACAGUGGAUGAGGCUGAGGCUCUUGCAAUGCAGUUAUUGUACAAUAAAAAAUAAAUAACAAACUUGUAUCAAUUUUCAUAAUUGUAAUAAUAUACUGAACUGUGACUAUAAAUAUUCACAUAAAUUUUUUAUUUUUUCAAGGAAA
Leptidea sinapis is the source of this 2681-nucleotide messenger RNA. Its product is annotated as probable ATP-dependent RNA helicase DDX10. The transcript is spliced from 3 exons. Lineage: Eukaryota; Metazoa; Arthropoda; Insecta; Lepidoptera; Pieridae. Gene Ontology annotation, biological process: rRNA processing. The record is from RefSeq and is a predicted model, not a curated record. Gene Ontology annotation, cellular component: nucleus. Gene Ontology annotation, molecular function: RNA helicase activity; ATP binding; nucleic acid binding. Bases 185 to 2590 code for a protein of 801 amino acids.